CAACAGAGGGAGAUGGGGACAAAGGGAAGAGGGGAGUGAGGGAGGAGGGCAACAGAGACAGUGGGAGGAAGACAAAGGAGGUGGGGUGUGAGUGGGGGGGCAGUGGGGUCAUCGGUGAGGGGAGAUGAGAGAGUGCAGGGAAAUGGCAGGGAGAGAGUCCCGCUCGUUGCCAUGGCUUGCUAGACUGCGAUAAUAAGAGACAUCCGAGAGACCCCCGGAGAGUGCUGGAGACCGAGCCUGAGACUGACAGACCCCGCAGCCUGGUACCAUUCGGUGACACCAUGAUCCGGAUUAAAGGACAUCUCCUGUGACUCACCCCACCCAGGAGCAGAGACACCCAGGCUGGAUUGCUGAUAACAGACUCCGCAUGGGGCUGGAUCGUUAAAACGGUUGUGGAAGGGUGACGGCGCGUGGAGGAUCCAGGCAAGGCCCCCCCCCCGGGGGAAACAUGACCACCACUAUGCAAACGCUACGCUUCCAGCUGCUACCCCCAGACCCGGGGCAGGACUGGCCUCCGCCAUGCGAGCAGGAGAUAGAGAGGAGGUACCAGGUGGUCCCGUCGGUGGUCUGCGCCAUGUGCUGCCUCUUUGGGAUCAUCUACUGCUUUUUUGGUUACCGCUGCUUUAAGGCAGUCAUGUUCCUGACGGGCCUGAUGUUCGGCUCGGUGGUCAUCUUCAUGUUGUGUUACAAAGAACGUGUCCUGGACACCCAGCUGAGCGUGGAAGCCAGCGUCGGCAUCGGACUGAGCAUCGGGGUCCUGUGCGGGCUCGUCACCAUGCUGGUGCGGAGCGUGGGACUCUUCAUGGUGGGCUUGUUGUUGGGGUUGCUUCUUGCCAUUGCCACCCUGAUCGUCAUGGAGCAGUUUUAUCACCCCCGCACCGUCUGGGUACCGGUGGCCCUUCUACUAGGCAUCGGGAUGCUCUUUGCCGUCCUGACCCUGCAGUGGCAGCGUUUUUUCACCACGCUCUCCACCGCCGUCUUUGGCAGCGCCAUCAUGACGGUGACGGUUGACUACUUCAUCGAACUCUUUCUCCUGGUGCAGUACGUGUACCAGCGCAUGAAGGUGGCCCCUCCGCAAGCCGUCUGCUGGUACAGCUGGGUCAUCCUCGGGAUCUGGCCGGUACUCAGCAUACUGGGAGUUCUCGUACAGUGGAAGGUCACCGCUGAGGGCUACUCGCAUACAGAAGUUAUCAUCAGCCGGCAGCAGCGCCGGGUCCAGCUCAUGAAGAUAAAGCAGCGGGAGGAGCGCAAGGAGAAGAAGAAGAGGAAGAAGAGACCUCAUCACCACCAUCCCAACCCGCAGCAUAAGACCCCUCACCCACCCGAGCCGGCCUUCCGCAGGAAGCCCACCCCCAUCCGGCGCUUCGACGGGGAUGUGAUCUCCCCUAGUUACAUCCAGAGUUUCCGGGACCAACAGACGGGUUCCUCGAGAGGCUGCAUAACCGGGGCUCACACCGUGGUGGAUUUGGACUAUGACUGCGGCUCGCGGGUGCCGUUAACAUCCGGAGCGGCUUCGGCCGUCAGAGUAUAGCACAUACCGAGGAAGAGUGGGGAGGAGAUGCAGGGAGCUGGGGGGGGUCCUUUGUACGCCCUGAUAUCGUGUGUUAACCCCCAAAAAACACUGUGACAGUGAAAAUGCCGAUGGAUUAACGGAAACCCGACAUUGUCUCGCACCCCGGAGCCGUACGGUGCCCCCCGCUGCUUGCCACCAUUUCAUCGAGCCUAUGCAGACAUGCGCCCGACGCAGUAGAAACCGCAUCCCGCGGUAUGUGACACUAUAUUAACACUAUACAACCUGAACUUCUACCUACCUCCCCAUGAGUACUACAUGCACUACAGUUCCCCACCUCCCUGCGCUCAGGUGGAAAGCCUCUUCUCCUCCCCUACAUGGACUUCCUAGCAUCAUCUUUGGAUCUGGGAAGACCCAGCCAGGCGGUGACCUGCGUGCCUACAUCCCACCGACCCACUGUACGGACGGUGCCCUUCCUGGUCCGGUUCCGGGGUGCGCGUCGGCGCCACCUAGUGCUCACGCGUAAGAACAACGGGGACUGUCCUUCGGAGAGAAGGGUCCGUUUCACCCGGGAAGACAUCUAUCUGCUGGAUCAGUCAGUGGUGGGGGGGUUGAAAUUUAGCCCAUGCAUUUCAGGAAAAAAAAGCCACAAGAUUUGGAUAGAAAAACAAAACAAAACAAAAAAACAAAAAAGACUUUUACGGACUUUUCGGCGGGCGUUCGUUUUUUUAAUUAUUGUAAUUGAGGUGGCGGGGAGUUAUAAAGCAGCGCAGUUUGAGGAUACGUAAGUUGAGGUGCGUUUGAUAGACUGCAUGAUAGGACUACUUGGGUACCAAGGUUCCCGUGUCUUCUGCCCAUCCCCCACGCCAUCAGUGCAUCAUUCCUUUUCAUUUGUCAUCUUGUCGGCGGGGUCAGCAGCCUCCAUUAUUCAAUGGACUAGUAAACACCUGCCUUUACCAUCUCGGAUGGAAGGCGCAUCUCACCCGUAUCUCCAUGCUGUGUUGUCGAUGAUCUCUGGGCUAGUUAAAGCUGAAACGUGUAGUGUCCAUACGGCUAGCUCACAUCUCCGCUGUUUUCCUGUGAACCCCCGCUGGUUGCCCC
Molecule: messenger RNA, 2611 nt
Organism: Spea bombifrons (plains spadefoot toad)
Lineage: Eukaryota; Metazoa; Chordata; Amphibia; Anura; Pelobatidae
Gene: TMEM198
Product: transmembrane protein 198
Exons: 5
Coding region: 449-1531 (360 amino acids)
Biological process (GO): positive regulation of canonical Wnt signaling pathway
Cellular component (GO): plasma membrane; cytoplasmic vesicle
Source: RefSeq, a predicted model, not a curated record